UAUAGCUGAGACCAGAACAUCACCGCCAAUUCCGCCCAAGACCAAAGUCUUUGGCUUUCUCUUCCCAUUCGAUGCCAAGCAUCAAAAGGAGGAGAGAGAUAGAGACCCAUUAAUGUUUCUCCAUUUACAUACACAAAUAUAAAGAACAAAUACAUAUAUUUAUAUAUAUAAACAGAGAGAGAGAGAGAGAGAGAGAGAGAGAGAGAUGGGGUUGAUGGGUGGUGAGGAAAAUGGGAAGGGAGAGGGGGUGGUAGAGAUUCAUAUGGGAAGCAAAAACAAGUACAAGAGGAUGGAUUCUGAUGGCACCGAGGAGGAUGAGGCAUUGUCCAAUGAAGGCAUAGCAAAAAAGAACCAUAACACCAGGAGAUUUGUCUUUGUCUGUGCCAUCUUUGCCUCCCUCAACUCCGUGCUUCUUGGAUACGACGUGGGUGUUAUGAGUGGAGCAAUUUUAUUCAUUCAGGAGGAUCUGAAGAUAACAGAGGUACAGGAAGAAGUUCUUGUUGGAAUUCUGAGCAUAAUUUCCCUAUUGGGUAGUUUAGCUGGUGGAAAAACAUCAGAUGCUAUUGGUAGAAAGUGGACAAUUGCAUUUGCAGCCAUUGUGUUUCAGACAGGUGCUGUUGUAAUGACUCUUGCUCCAAAUUUUGGAAUACUGAUGGUAGGUAGGCUCUUGGCUGGAGUGGGAAUUGGCUUUGGAGUCAUGAUUGCUCCUGUAUAUAUUGCUGAGAUAGCACCUGCCAUUGCCAGAGGAUCUCUUACCUCCUUCCCUGAGAUAUUUAUAAAUCUAGGAAUCCUUCUCGGAUAUGUAUCGAACUAUACUUUUUCAGGGCUGCCCGCACAUAUAAGCUGGAGGAUCAUGCUUGGCGUGGGAACCCUUCCCUCAGUUUUUAUUGGGUUUGCUCUGUUUGUGAUCCCUGAAUCCCCGAGGUGGCUAAUUAUGCAGAACAGGGUUGAAGAAGCAAGAGCAGUGCUUUUAAAGAUAAAUGAGAGUGAAACAGAAGUGGAAGAGAGACUAGCAGAAAUACAGCUAGCUGCCGGGACAGCUAAUGCAGAGAAGUAUGAAGCAAAAGCUGUCUGGCGCGAAAUAUUAAAUCCUUCUCCUCCAGUGCGGCGGAUGCUAAUCACUGGUUGCGGAAUCCAGUGUUUCCAACAGAUUACAGGUAUAGAUGCAACUGUUUAUUAUAGUCCCACAAUCUUCAAAGAAGCUGGAAUUGAAGGCAAUACUCAGCUUCUUGCAGCAACCGUUGCUGUUGGGUUGACCAAAACUCUGUUCAUCUUGGUAGCCAUAUUUCUUAUUGACAAGGUGGGGAGAAAGCCUUUACUUUACAUAAGCACAAUCGGAAUGACUACUUGCUUAUUGGGUCUCAGCCUUACUCUAGCUUUCAUGGGGAAUGAAAAGAUCGGGAUUGGAAUGGCGAUUUUAGCAGUUUGUGGGAAUGUAGCAUUCUUCUCAGUAGGACUCGGCCCGAUUUGUUGGGUGUUGUCAUCUGAAAUCUUCCCUCUAAGGCUUAGAGCUCAAGCAUCAGCCCUUGGGGCAGUGGGUAGUAGGGUCAGCAGUGGCGUGGUUGCUAUGUCCUUCCUCUCCGUGUCCCGUGCAAUUACAGUAGCGGGAACCUUCUUAAUUUUUGCUGUAAUUUCAGUUUUCGCCAUUGUUUUUGUCCAUACAUGCGUUCCAGAAACCAAAGGAAAGUCUUUAGAGCAAAUUGAACUGCUCUUUCAAAACGAGGGAGCAUGGAGAGGAGGCGAGGUUGAAAUGGGAGAUGCAGAGCGUCUGGUGCAGAGAGAACAAGUGGGUGGCAUGUCUGAUUCCUAAACCACAAACUUCGAACAAGAAGCUCCAAAUUCUAAAACUCCUUCAGGUAGUGGGAGGUGAUUACAGAGGAUUCUUCUAAAUUCCCAAGAUGGAAUAUUCUUCUAAAACUCCAUGAUGCCAUGGAUAAGAGUUGCACACCAAUGUGCUUGGACUUAAUUAUUGGGAGCUUAAUGUGUGCAAUAGCUCCUCUAUGAUUCUUUUGUCUUACAGUCUUCCUCCGUGAUUCUUUGUCUUACAGUCUUGUGGAGAUCGAGUACAGAUUGCAUUGAUUCCAUCAAACUAGUAAAACAAUCGUGUAUCUAGCCAGACAGAUAAGCAUAUUCUAGUACAUGUUCCUCCAUUGUUGUUCUGUUUCAAAUUCUCUUUGCUCUUUUGGGCAACAAAGUUGCUGUAUUCUUGGACUAAAUUUUUACCUGCUUUCUGGAUGCUGAUUCAUAAAUUUGGUUAAAACAAGAAAUAAUACACAAAUUGCCACUAAAUUUAUUCAAA
This is a messenger RNA of Alnus glutinosa, 2299 nucleotides long. Its product is annotated as probable polyol transporter 4. The record is from RefSeq and is a predicted model, not a curated record. Lineage: Eukaryota; Viridiplantae; Streptophyta; Magnoliopsida; Fagales; Betulaceae. Gene Ontology annotation, biological process: transmembrane transport. The coding region runs from base 206 to 1810 and encodes 534 amino acids. Gene Ontology annotation, molecular function: myo-inositol:proton symporter activity. The transcript has 2 exons. Gene Ontology annotation, cellular component: membrane.